CUGACCUCCAGGUCCCCCACGCGCGAACGAGCUCUCUGGCCUCUCCUUUCACGCCAUGGAACCCAAGCUCGUCUACAGAUGCCUUCGCCAACUCAGCGUCUGGGUCACGGAUAAUUACUACAGUGAGGUAGUCGUGGAAGGCGCGGAGAACGUGCCUAAGACGGGACCAGUAAUUCUGGCCGCAACGCACCGAAACGAGAGCAUCGACGUCGCUGUACUAGCCGUGACCAUCCCGCACGGACGACAGGUGUCGUACUGGGCAAAGUCGUCUCUAUUCAAGCAGCCCAUCCUUCGAUGGAUUAUGGAAUCUAGCGGCGCCAUCCCGGUACAGCGCGGCGGCGAGUCCGCCAGCGCUUCUAUCACUACGCACAGCUCUUCGAAUACAGACAACAAUCGCGCAGCAAGCCAAACCCAAGGCGACCUCUUCCGCGCGUCUACUGCCUGCCUCAUGUGCGGCGGCACGCUCGGCGUCUUCCCCGAGGGAUUCAGCGCCACCUUACCGGGUCUCGGCGACCUGCGCAGCGGCGCGGCGUGGGCGGCGGUCGAGCACGAUCGCGCUGCGCGGCCGGCGGCGUUGGAAAGGGGGGUUGCCUGGGAGAGCGCACGGAUCGUUCCUGUGUCUAUCGUCUAUACGGACACGCCAGCGUACCAGAGCCAAGUGCUUGUCAGGUAUGGACCUGCUAUUAAGACCGCCGAUUACUAUAGCACCAAUGCGGGUGAAGACGAUCUGGAGGGGCGGAAGGAGGCGGCGGCGCGGAUGAUGGACGCGGUCCGUCAUACACUGCAGGCCGAUGGAAUUAACGCGCCGGACUGGCCGACGCUUCACGCCGCGAAGGUCAUGCUUGAUUUUGACUACAGUGAUCCUGUGCGUAAAUUAGGCGUCCGGGGUUGGGUCCUGAAGAUGCAAGGCUGCAUCCAAUAUCUCUCUGACGACGAGAACAAUGUGGCGAAGGACGUUGAUAACGAAGCCUCCGACGCGGACAACAAGAUAGUGGUGGACAACGAGAAAAAACAAGCCGCCAAGGCCAUCCUCGCUCGCUAUCAUGCCCUUCAAAUCCACACGCAGAUCAGUCACGCCGAUCUGCUAUCGCUUGUCCCUCCUAAUCACUCGCUUGCUAUGAGGGGGCCCUUCCUCGUCAGCGCUCUCCUCGCUUUCUUGCAAGCCUCAGCGCGUACGGUUCUCUGCUUGCCGGCGCUCGUUGUCUACCUCCCCGCCUAUGCCGCUUCGUACGCCGCCACGGCUGUUCUUACACGGCGAGACCAGCCGGAGAGCCAGGCGCAGGUGUCUGCGAUCGCUGGCGGUCUCGGACUGGGGUUAGGCUUUUGGGGCGCUUUCGAGACUAUCAAAAGGCUAUACGGACCUGCCUUUGGUCGACUCUUCCAGCGAGCAUUACGAGGACUGACCGCGCAUGCGGACCCUUCGCUAUCCCGGUAUAUAUCUUUGUUCGUGGGCUCGCGAAUGGGCAAGCUUGCGAUGGGGUAUGUGGCAUUGAAGACAUUGAUGGCGUGGCAUGAUCUAUUUGCGGAAGGCAACAGAAGGAUAUUCCGCCGAUGCGUCGCCUCAACAAAUAUAUUCCUCGCAAUCAUGUUCCCGGGAUAUGAGGAGACGUCGCCCGUGUACGAUGCUCCGCCAGUCAUUGCGGAGAAUGCACACGCACGGAGGAAGGGAGGGGAGGGCGAGGAGAGGCGCAAGAAGGAGGCGACGGCCGAGAAGGCGCGGGAGGGCGAGACAAUGCCCAGGAACUCUCUACAGGAGGGCGACACGGCGGGCAGAGCAGCGCCUCGCUCGGAAGUGAGACGCCCGUGGAAAUUCACGCUCGUUGGCCGCCUGCUGACUGCGAGACGGGAGGCGUCGAAAGCUCGGGACCGUCUGCAGGGCGACGAGGAGCUGUGGCGCGUUAUACGAUAGUUCGAAUGGGUGUGUCUCGUAGGACGCGAGCCCGAGUGGGACCUACAUCGUAUGUAUCAAGCAGGUGACCCGUCUUCUUCGAAGACGAAGUUCGCUUUGGCGAAGUUCAUGUUCCUGCAGCUUAUCACGCCAGUUCCCCGUGCUAUGCGCACCAUUACUCUGUCCCGUCCACUAGUUUCAGAAAUUGUCCGCCUGCACCCGCCCCAGCGUUGAACGUUCAAAUAUGGCUUGGAGGA
Schizophyllum commune H4-8 is the source of this 2145-nucleotide messenger RNA. RefSeq lists its product as uncharacterized. Gene Ontology annotation, molecular function: glycerol-3-phosphate O-acyltransferase activity; glycerone-phosphate O-acyltransferase activity. Gene Ontology annotation, biological process: phospholipid biosynthetic process. NCBI's taxonomy places the organism in Eukaryota, Fungi, Basidiomycota, Agaricomycetes, Agaricales, Schizophyllaceae. The coding region runs from base 56 to 1909 and encodes 617 amino acids. Gene Ontology annotation, cellular component: endoplasmic reticulum membrane. The record is from RefSeq and is a predicted model, not a curated record. The transcript has 8 exons.